Molecule: messenger RNA, 1219 nt
Organism: Gymnogyps californianus (California condor)
Lineage: Eukaryota; Metazoa; Chordata; Aves; Accipitriformes; Cathartidae
Gene: ADPRM
Product: ADP-ribose/CDP-alcohol diphosphatase, manganese dependent
Exons: 3
Coding region: 31-981 (316 amino acids)
Molecular function (GO): ADP-ribose diphosphatase activity; CDP-glycerol diphosphatase activity; manganese ion binding
Source: RefSeq, a predicted model, not a curated record
UUCCGCCCCCCUCACACGGGAGCGGCCGCCAUGGAGGCGGCGCCGCUCUUCUCCUUCGGUGUCAUCGCGGACGUCCAGUACGCGGACGCGGAGGACGGCUACGACUUCAGCGGGUACCGGCGGCGGUAUUACCGGCAGAGCCUUAACCUGCUGCGGGACGCUGUGGAAGCGUGGGCCACCGAGAGGCCGCUACUCGCCUUCGUGCUGCAGCUGGGUGACAGCAUCGAUGGCCUCAACGCCCGCAGCGGCGAGGCCGAGGGUGCCUUGGAGCAGGUGCUGGCAGCGCUGGGGCGGCUGCCGGUGCCGGUGCAUCAUGCGUGGGGCAACCACGAGUUCUAUAACUUCAGCCGGGCCCGCCUGGUGCACACCGGCCUCAACAGCCAUCCCGCCGGGGCCGGCCCGCCAGCCGGGGACUGCCAGGCCUAUCACUUCAGCCCGGCCGCACGGUUCCGCGUCGUUGUGCUCGACGCCUACGACCUGAGCAUCCUGGGCAGGGAGCCGGACAGCCCCCGCUACCGGGAGUCCCUGCGGCUGCUGCGGGAGAAGAACCCCAACGACAACCUCAACAGCCCUGCAGGACUCAAAGAACCUCGGUUUGUGGAGUUUAAUGGAGGAUUUAGCCAAGCCCAGCUGGACUGGUUCAAUGAAGUCCUCAAGUUCUCUGAUGAAAACCAAGAAAAAGUUGUAGUUAUGGGUCAUCUGCCCAUUCAUCCAGAUGCUUCAGACAGAGUUUGCCUAGCCUGGAAUUACGAAGAUGCCCUUUCGGUCAUACACUCCCAUCAGUGCGUGGUCUGCUUUCUUGCAGGGCACCUGCAUGACGGUGGCUAUUGUUUAGACUCUCAUGGAGUUCAUCAUCUGACUUUGGAGGGGGUUAUUGAAACUCCACCGGAAAGCAAUGCCUUUGGAACUAUUUAUGUCUAUGAAGAUAAAAUGAUACUAAAGGGAAGGGGCAGAAUUUCAGACAGAGUUAUGCAUUUCUGAAAAUGGUAAGCAAAUACAAAUUGCUCUUCUUCAGGAAGUACUUGGACAAAAAAACCAGGGGAUUCAGCUUAUUAUUUGCUUGUAGAAGGAUGUGCAUGGCUGAUCCUUAUAGCUUUAACUCAAACGUUUUUCUCUUGGAGACUUUUAGAAAUUGUGUUUCUGUAAGAAGACAGACCUAGUUUCUUCGUGGAGAACAGAGAAGGCCAGUAACCAUGUUUGAAAUAAAUAUACUUGAAUG